UUCACCUCUCUUCCAGAGACAGAGAAAGAGAACGGAAGAGCCUGCCCCAUAAGAUCCUUGACUCUCUCUCUUCCUCUCUCUUUCUCUCUCUUAGCCGAACACAGACAAAAGCCAGAAGACUCCAUCUCCCUUUCUCUAUCUUUCGCCAUGAUCUCAUUCAACAGAAGCAUUUUUCUGCAGAGCCACUGCAGCGAAAGCUACAUCAACGAAAUACCAUUGUCUGCUAUAUCUUCUUCGCCUUCUCCUUCUUCUUCUUCUUCUUCUUCUUCUUCUUGUUCUAGGUUUGCUCGUUCGCAGAGGAGGGUGGUUUUGUGCUGCUGCAGCCAAGGGACAGGGAGAGGAGAGAUAAAGAUCAGGGCUUUGAUGGAGAGCACUUUGAAGGAGAUCAGGGAUGGGGCCUCUGUCCUGGAUAUGGAUCCGAAGUCCACCGUUGGUGGAGGGGUUGAGGAUGUGUAUGGUGAGGAUCGUGCCACGGAGGAUCAGCUCGUGACCCCGUGGACCAUCUCUGUUGCAAGUGGGUAUUCUUUGUUGAGAGAUCCACGCCACAACAAAGGGCUCGCCUUCACUGAGAAAGAGAGAGAUGCUCACUACCUGCGAGGCCUUCUACCUCCUGCGGUUGCAACUCAAGAACUUCAGGAAAAGAAGAUCAUGCACAAUCUCCGCCAAUAUCAAGUACCAUUGCAAAGGUACAUGGCGAUGAUGGAUCUUCAGGAGAGGAAUGAAAGGCUAUUCUACAAGCUUCUCAUUGAUAAUGUUGAGGAAUUGCUUCCAGUUGUAUACACGCCCACAGUUGGUGAGGCCUGCCAGAAAUAUGGGAGUAUUUUCAGGCGUCCGCAGGGUCUUUACAUCAGCUUGAAAGAGAAGGGAAAGAUUCUCGAGGUAUUAAAGAACUGGCCUGAAAAGAGCAUUCAAGUUAUUGUUGUCACUGAUGGUGAGCGUAUUUUGGGGCUAGGAGAUCUUGGCUGCCAGGGCAUGGGAAUACCUGUCGGCAAGCUUGCUCUAUAUACAGCACUCGGAGGGCUUCGUCCUUCUGCAUGCUUGCCUAUCACAAUUGAUGUGGGAACAAACAAUGAGAAUUUGUUGAAGGAUGACUUCUAUAUUGGGCUUAGGCAAAAGCGGGCAACUGGCAAGGAAUAUGCUGACCUUCUCCAUGAAUUCAUGUGUGCUGUUAAGCAGAACUAUGGAGAGAAAGUCCUCGUACAGUUUGAAGAUUUUGCUAACCACAAUGCGUUCGAAUUGCUAGCGAAGUAUGGCACGACCCAUCUUGUUUUCAAUGAUGAUAUACAGGGGACGGCAUCUGUGGUCCUCGCCGGGCUUGUUGCAGCAUUGAAGUUGGUUGGUGGAACCUUGGCUGAGCAUACUUUCUUAUUCCUCGGUGCUGGUGAGGCUGGAACUGGUAUAGCAGAACUCAUUGCUCUUGAGAUGUCAAAACAGACAAAAGCUCCAUUGGAAGAGACCCGCAAGAAGAUUUGGCUUGUGGACUCUAAGGGAUUGAUUGUUAGCUCCCGCAAGGAGUCACUGCAACACUUCAAGAAGCCAUGGGCUCAUGAGCACGAACCAGUUAACACGCUUGAGGAUGCUGUCAAGGCAAUUAAACCAACUGUACUGAUCGGGACAUCUGGCGUUGGAAGAACUUUCACGAAGGAAGUGGUUGAGGCCAUGGCUUCCUUUAACGAGAAACCUAUUAUUCUUGCUCUCUCAAAUCCAACCUCACAAUCUGAGUGUACAGCUGAGGAAGCCUACACAUGGACUAAGGGUCGUGCGAUUUUUGCUAGUGGGAGCCCAUUUGACCCUGUCGAAUAUAAUGGGAAGAUCAUUGUGCCAGGCCAGUCAAACAAUGCAUACAUUUUCCCUGGAUUUGGUCUGGGUUUAGUGAUCUCGGGAGCAAUCCGCGUGCAUGAUGAGAUGCUUCUGGCAGCUUCUGAGGCUUUGGCUAAACAGGUCACAAAGGAGAACAUCGAGAAAGGGCAAAUCUAUCCUCCAUUCACGAAUAUCAGGAAAAUCUCUGCUCAUAUAGCUGCUAAUGUGGCUGCUAAAGCAUAUGAGCUUGGACUGGCUACCCGCCUCCCUCGACCACAGGAUCUAGUAAAAUAUGCAGAGAGCUGCAUGUACGGCCCCAUUUACCGAAGCUACCGAUAGACCUGCAGUUUUGUAGCCUUUUUAGUAUGUUUCUAAUGAUGUUAUUAUCUAUUAUGGUUGGUGCACGGAGUUUGGUUUUCUCUCCUUUGCUUGUUUGUUGUUGUAAGUGUAGUAGUUUUUCUUUGCUUGGGAUGGUUUAUUUAAAGUAGAUAGGUUUUUACUUUAUGAAGGUCAAUACUGUUUUGGAUAUUGUGGUGUGGGUUUAAACUCAGGAAAUGAUGUCAACGUCUUUAAUAUCAAAUAAAUGUAGUCCUACAA
Messenger RNA from Magnolia sinica, 2397 nucleotides. Its product is annotated as NADP-dependent malic enzyme. The coding region runs from base 148 to 2139 and encodes 663 amino acids. Gene Ontology annotation, molecular function: malate dehydrogenase (decarboxylating) (NADP+) activity; NAD binding; malate dehydrogenase (decarboxylating) (NAD+) activity. The transcript is spliced from 20 exons. The record is from RefSeq and is a predicted model, not a curated record. NCBI's taxonomy places the organism in Eukaryota, Viridiplantae, Streptophyta, Magnoliopsida, Magnoliales, Magnoliaceae. Gene Ontology annotation, cellular component: chloroplast. Gene Ontology annotation, biological process: pyruvate metabolic process; malate metabolic process.